Trichobilharzia szidati is the source of this 745-nucleotide messenger RNA. The record is from the annotation of a GenBank genome assembly. NCBI's taxonomy places the organism in Eukaryota, Metazoa, Platyhelminthes, Trematoda, Strigeidida, Schistosomatidae.
AAAAGUUUUACUUGAUUAGGUAUGCACAGAUAUGGAAUAAACUACCAAUGGAAAUGCGUCAAGCAAGUACAUUGGCCUCCUUCAAAAAGGUGCUUAAUGACAAACUACAAGAGUUUGCAAACGAUAAUAGUUCUAGUUCAUAUCUGAGAGCCUCCGAAAUUAUAGGACCAUUUAAUGUAUAAGCUUAAAUACUACACCUGUUGUUUUUUGCCUAUAUUUAUAAUUCUAGAUAGAACAUUAACGGUUAAGAUACGUAUCCUCAAACAGACAAGAAAUCUCGUUUGUCAAACUACUACCCAAUACAAUAAGUGGAAUAAAAUGGACAUAAACCGACAACAUGAAAGAGGUAUAACUCACCACAACAUCACAUGGACAGAUGUGCGCUCGUUGGGCACCAUAUAUCCGUCACCAACUGCAACCCACCUUUCCUUAGAUAAUUUAAUAUUCUCAACUGCUGUUGGAACAGGUGAAAUUCAUAAACCUUCCUCAUGCUAAGAAAAUACCCACAAGCAGUAGAAAUCCAUUAAUUAAUGCGUCUGAAGCUUGUGUAUUUACUCCCAACAAUGACAUUGCAGAUCAAAUGAGAUAAACAUAUCACUGAUUUCAAAAUAACACAUCAAUGAACUAUAAUUCAAGGAUUCUGCACACAACAAAGUUAUGUAUGAAAAUUGACUUCAAGCUUUAUUUUUUUUCCCAGGCACUUAUAAUCCAUCCACCAAAGACCUGGUUUUUUGUUAAUGCGAAG